AUGCACCCCAGAACCGGCUGCAGCUCUGGCUCUCGGAGCUCGAAAAGCCCUUUAAAGGCUCCUCAGAGCGAACUGCCGUGCGCUCCGGUCGAUGCCCAGGGAGUGGGUUCCGUUGGCAGGGAUUAUUUUAAACUGCUACCAUCAAUUCACACGACAUCCGACACCCGCAGCCCAGCCCGCGCCGUGCCCGCCAGAGGCGAAACAGUACAGGCCUCCGCUUUGGCCACGACCCUUGCCCUAGGGUCCUCCACUUCCAUCAAGGGCCCCCAAGCCACCGCCCUCCCCAGGUCCCUGCGGGCCCCGCAGCGACCUCCCCCGGCCCGGCCCACUCGGCCUUGCAGAAGUCAUAGAUUGACAAAUGUGAAGUUGCUGUUGAAAAGAUUAAGCUCUUUACUUCCUUUAAUUACAGAUUACGUCUACUUUGAGAACUCCUCCAGUAACCCGUACCUAAUCAGAAGGAUAGAAGAACUCAACAAGACUGCAACUGGCAACGUGGAAGCAAAAGUAGUGUGCUUUUAUAGACGACGAGAUAUUUCCAACACGCUUAUAAUGCUUGCAGACAAGCAUGCUAAAGAAAUUGAGGAAGAAUCGGAAACAACAAUUGAGGCAGACUUGACUGAUAAACAGAAGCAUCAGCUGAAACAUAGGGAGCUCUUUUUGUCACGCCAGUAUGAAUCUCUGCCUGCAACUCAUAUCAGGGGAAAAUGCAGUGUUGCCCUUCUGAAUGAGACAGAGUCAGUAUUGUCAUAUCUUGAUAAAGAGGACACCUUUUUCUACUCAUUGGUCUAUGACCCUUCAGUGAAAACACUGUUAGCUGACAAAGGUGAAAUCAGAGUGGGGCCUAGAUAUCAAGCAGACAUUCCAGAGAUGCUCUUAGAAGGAGAAUCAGAUGAGAGGGAACAGUCCAAAUUGGAAGUUAAAGUUUGGGAUCCAAAUAGCCCACUUACAGAUCGACAGAUUGACCAGUUUUUAGUUGUAGCACGUGCUGUGGGGACAUUCGCUCGAGCCCUUGAUUGCAGCAGCUCGGUGAGGCAGCCGAGUCUGCAUAUGAGCGCAGCUGCAGCGUCUCGGGAUAUCACCCUGUUUCAUGCUAUGGAUACGUUGUAUCGGCACAGCUAUGAUUUGAGCAGUGCGAUUAGUGUCUUAGUACCACUGGGAGGACCUGUUUUAUGCAGAGAUGAAAUGGAAGAGUGGUCAGCCUCUGAAGCUAGUUUAUUUGAAGAGGCACUGGAAAAAUACGGCAAAGACUUCAAUGACAUACGUCAAGACUUCCUCCCUUGGAAAUCAUUGACUAGCAUCAUUGAAUAUUAUUACAUGUGGAAAACUACUGACAGAUACGUGCAGCAGAAACGUCUAAAAGCAGCGGAAGCCGAGAGUAAACUGAAACAAGUAUAUAUCCCAACUUACAGCAAACCAAAUCCCAACCAAAUAUCUGCCAGCAAUGGCAAACCUGGUGCUGUGAAUGGAGCCGUGGGGACCACAUUCCAGCCACAGAAUCCCCUCGUAGGGCGAGCCUGUGAGAGCUGCUAUGCUACACAAUCUCAUCAGUGGUAUUCUUGGGGUCCACCUAAUAUGCAGUGUAGAUUGUGUGCAACCUGUUGGCUCUAUUGGAAAAAAUAUGGAGGCCUGAAAAUGCCCACCCAAUCGGAAGAAGAGAAGUUAUCUCCCAGCCCAACUACAGAGGACCCCCGUGUUAGGAGUCACAUGUCUCGCCAGGCCAUGCAGGGGAUGCCAGUCCGAAACACGGGGAGCCCAAAGUCUGCAGUGAAGACCCGCCAAGCUUUCUUCCUUCACACUACAUAUUUCACAAAAUUUGCUCGUCAGGUCUGCAAAAAUACCCUCCGUCUGCGGCAGGCAGCAAGACGGCCGUUUGUUCCUAUUAAUUAUGCUGCCAUUAGGGCAGAAUAUGCAGACAGACAUGCCGAGCUAUCUGGAAGUCCACUGAAAAGCAAAAGCACUAGGAAACCUUUGGCAUGUAUCAUUGGGUAUUUAGAGAUCCAUCCUUCGAAGAAACCUAAUGUAAUUCGAUCUACACCAAGCCUGCAAACCCCCACUACCAAGCGGAUGCUAACCACCCCGAAUCACACGUCUCUGAGCAUUUUGGGGAAAAGAAACUACAGUCAUCACAAUGGCCUGGAUGAACUCACAUGCUGCGUGUCGGACUGA
This is a messenger RNA of Odobenus rosmarus divergens (Pacific walrus), 2166 nucleotides long. RefSeq names its product metastasis associated 1 family, member 3 (gene MTA3). Gene Ontology annotation, cellular component: nucleoplasm; NuRD complex. The transcript is spliced from 18 exons. Bases 1 to 2166 code for a protein of 721 amino acids. Gene Ontology annotation, biological process: negative regulation of transcription by RNA polymerase II. Gene Ontology annotation, molecular function: chromatin binding; sequence-specific DNA binding; transcription corepressor activity. The record is from RefSeq and is a predicted model, not a curated record. NCBI's taxonomy places the organism in Eukaryota, Metazoa, Chordata, Mammalia, Carnivora, Odobenidae.